GGGUUUGGACAAACAUUAGGGAGAAGCAAACACAAACGAUUCGUGAGUGCAUCGUACGUGUUGUAAGAGCAAGUGAAGCUGAAAGACAUUGACAGUGAAGUGAUGGCUCCCUCUAUUAAUCUCUUCACCUUCCUCGUCCUGUCCCUGGUGGGGGGCAGCUCUUCAUGGGACGAAGCUUCGCCUUGCGGAUCCGGCUCCAUCCUGACAAGGCCCUACACGGCCUUGUGUGAGCUGGAUGCGGUGUGGGGCUUGGUGGUGGUGGUGGCGGCAGCGGCGGCGGCCCUCGCCUCGCUGAUCCUGCUCCUGGUGGUACUGUGUCGCCUGCGGAAGAUCACAGAGGCUGAGGAGCGCAGCGGGGUGGCGCCGCUACUCCUGCUGCUCGCUGCCAUAUUUGGGCUUUGUGGCCUCAGCCUGGGAUACAUCGCUGAGCAGCAAGAGAGCCUCUGCUUCGCCCGGCGUGUCCUGAGGGGGGUGUUGCUUGCUAUCUGCAACACAUGCCUCGUGUUUCAUGGUCUGCGACUGCGCCGGUUGGGACAAGGUGCUCAUAGCCCCAGCACAGGUCAACUGAUGGGGCUGGCGGUGGCCUUGGCCGUGUUGGAUCCGGAGUGGAUCCUUCUAGCCACGAUGUCCACAUGCCAGCCAGCCUGUGAAUACCAGCCGCUGGACUUUGCGCUGGCCACCACGUAUGUGCUGGUCCUGCUCCUGGCAGCACUGGUGGGGGCGGCCUGCAGUCUGUGGAGGCAGCAGCCACGGUGGAGGUGCAGGACCGCGUGGCUGCUCAUCACCUGCCUGGCCUCAGUCCUGCUGUGGGUGGCCUGGAUCACCUUCUGCCUGUAUGGCAACGCGGCGCUUGGCCUGUCCCCAACAUGGGACAACCGGGUACAGGCAGUGGUGCUGCUGGCACAGGCAUGGCUGCUCAUACUGCUGCACGCUGCUCCUGAGGUCCACGCCACCUUACGGCCCCCGUCCCGCAUGAGAGAGGCCAAUUUAGAGGAGGGCCUCUCUCACGUGUAGUUUGGAGCAAACCAG
Brienomyrus brachyistius is the source of this 1029-nucleotide messenger RNA. RefSeq names its product G-protein coupled receptor family C group 5 member B-like. NCBI's taxonomy places the organism in Eukaryota, Metazoa, Chordata, Actinopteri, Osteoglossiformes, Mormyridae. Gene Ontology annotation, cellular component: plasma membrane; signaling receptor complex; extracellular exosome. The record is from RefSeq and is a predicted model, not a curated record. Gene Ontology annotation, biological process: G protein-coupled receptor signaling pathway. Gene Ontology annotation, molecular function: G protein-coupled receptor activity; protein kinase activator activity; protein kinase binding. The coding region runs from base 103 to 1014 and encodes 303 amino acids. The transcript has 3 exons.